Messenger RNA from Eurytemora carolleeae, 4101 nucleotides. RefSeq names its product zinc finger protein jing homolog. Bases 487 to 2337 code for a protein of 616 amino acids. The record is from RefSeq and is a predicted model, not a curated record. The transcript is spliced from 6 exons. NCBI's taxonomy places the organism in Eukaryota, Metazoa, Arthropoda, Copepoda, Calanoida, Temoridae. Gene Ontology annotation, cellular component: ESC/E(Z) complex. Gene Ontology annotation, biological process: regulation of transcription by RNA polymerase II.
AAGAGAGAGAGUAAGGCAGUUUUCGUGCCGUCCCGACCCACUCCAUGCCUAGAUCAGGCUUAAAGAGGAGGAAGUAAGGGCGGGUUGGGUCGGAAAGGAAGGAAGGACGGGUUGGGUCCAGCGUAUCCGUGUUGGGACUAAAGCAGUCUCCAGCCGGCCUCUGCCUGGUGAGGCAUGAGUGUACCUUACUCUAGCAUAAUAUCACAUUAAAAUCUUGGUUUCUCUACCUCCCUCAUCCAACCCAGGCGGUUAUUCUCCAGCUCACAGAGGAACCGACCCUUCUCCUUGUCCUAGAACACCUUGCUGGACUAGGUGUAUGGAUCUGUGAACGUGUAAUAAAUCAGCUGUGUGAAUAUCUGUGUAGAAUCUCAAGAUAAUAUUGAUCCAGAAAAUAGGUUUAUUUAUCAGAUACUAGGCAGUAAAUAUUGUCAGGGUUGUUUUCAUGGUUAAAUAUUGGUGGGGGGUGGAGCACCCUGACACGCCUCUAUGCUAGUGGGCGUGGAGCAGGUUCCCCGCCCACCAGGAGGAGGCGGGAAACUUCGCACUUUUUCUUGCUCUACCGAGGAGAGUGGAGUUGAGAGUUUAAGCCCAGCAGAGACUAGAUGUGGUUCAGAACACUCAGAGCAAUCCACACAUCACUCAGAGGCGGAGAGUGAGACAUCAGAUUAUCCUCGCAGCACUCCCAGUCCUUCCGCCCCCAAACCCUCCAAUGGGAUCCUAUCCGCCCUUGUCAAAAACUCAAUUCCGUCUGGGCGGACAAAAAGCCUAGAUGUGGCGGAGAAAGCUCCAAUUGUUCCGCCCUCACGGCGAAUCACACUGCCGACGGAUUCAUGGAAACCGCUUCAGAACUUGAAGGUUUCCCUUGUUAAACUUUCAACCUCAACCCUUCAAGCUCAUCAUCUCCCCUCCAACAUUGAACCUGAGUCCUCUCUGUGUGAGUCCAAGACUGGAAAUCAUGAGCCAAAACGCUCUCUGGACUCGGCUGAGGAGACACAGAUUAAAAGGCUUAAGUUGGAAGAUAACCCUGAGGUGAAGGGAGAAUCCUCAACUAGUCAGAAAACACAAAAAUCUUUAAACUUCUCCGAACCUGGAUUUAAUCUGAAGUCUGAACCCGACCUCAAACCUGAGAAUGAAACUUAUUUCUCCGAGUUGAAACCAAUAUCCAACCUACCAACGAGCACUGAAGAUCUCAAACUUGAAAUUGCAAAGAUCGAUAGUAUCCUCGAUGGAUCUCCUGAUAAAUGUCACGUGGCGCCCCCUCGAGAGAGUGUGCUAUAUGAUCCCUUGAACCCCGGAGUUAGAUUAAAAAAUGAGAUCUAUGCACUAAAGGACCGGACUGGAGAAGAGAGUAAGACUGAUGUUGACUCCAACAGGACGAAUGAGCUGGAGGAGGAGGAGGGGAGUAAGGUCCCGGAGAGGGAGUUUGUCAAGUGUUUAUGGAAAGGCUGUGGACUGGAUGUAGAGGAUAUGCAUCUUCUUGAACAUCUUAAUAGUGAACAUCUUGCGGAGAAGAAGGGAGGACAGGAGAAGGGUAAAGGAGGUGGAGAAAAGGUGAAAGGAGGAGGGAAAGGGGAAGGAGGAGGAGGAGGAGGGAGGAAUAAACGAAAAGGAGGUUCUGAAAAGAAUGAAGUUGAGGAGAAAGGAAAGGAUGGGAUGGAGUGUCUGUGGGUUGGAUGCAAGGUUUACGGUGCCAAAUCCUCUGCUAAGGAUUGGUUAAAGAAACAUAUUACUUCACAUAUUGGGAGCAAACCUUUCCGAUGUAUCCUGGACUCUUGUAGGAUGAAAUUCUCCUCUCAGAUCUCUCUUUCUCGCCAUGUAAACUCACAUUUUAAACCUCCCCAAACUCCCGCCGGUGGAGCCGCCUGUCGGAGAAGUUUGGAAUCAACGCCUAUCAAAUUUUACAUCAGAAAAACCCGGAGAAAAGCCCGACUCCGUCCAACACCACUGGUCAACAACAUCGACUUGUUCGACGUCGGAACUAUGGCGGGGGUCAAGGAUGGGUUGUCGAAGGUGAAGAGGAAGUCAAGAAACUGCCUCAACCACGACGAGAUAAAGUUCGACGGAAGUGGAUCCUGCGUCGUUUUUACAGGACGAGUAAUCGGCCGAAAGUUGGACGGAGAAGGAAGUAUAGAUCUCUUGGUAGAAUGGCAUCCACUAGGCUUGUUGGGAGAAGAAUGGGUUCCUGAGCAGAAUUUUAGAUCCCGUCGGAAGGUUUUGAUCAAUCAGCUUUCUCCACCUGCCAGAGAGAAGAUAGAAGAUUAUAUAUUCGGGAAGAAGGAAAUAAGAAAAUCUCCGAGGAAAGCUCUUCCAUCCCCAGGACCAAGGAGAUUAACAUGAUCAGGAGAUUGCAAUGGAUAUGUGUUCUAUCAUGGAAAAAGUUGCAAUCAGAAAAUUUUAGUUACUCAACUAUCUAUCUAAAUUUUUGAAUACAAGAUACUUACAAAAUAAAAUGUAAAAUUCACAAAGAAACUGAAUUUUUACAGUUAGGAGUCAACUUAAAGACUUUUUCUAGCUCAUUUCAUUUUUCAACUUAAUUUACAAAUAUGAUCCUUAAAACAUUAUAACAAAAUAAAUCUAGUCCAAAAUGUGGUCUGCCUUUAUAGUGCUCUCAAAAUUAGCACAGAUGUGACAAAUUUUAAUUUAUUAAAUAAAUUAAACCAAAAUUGUUUAAUUCUGAUCGAAUUCAUUAGUAUUUUUUAAUUAAGAAAGGGAAAACCACAUUUUGAAAAUGGCAGAAAAGGCUAUUUUGUGACUCAUAUUUGUAAUAUUAGAUUGACAUAUGAAUGAAGGAAAAUAUUUUUACGAACAGAGACGAUUUUAUACUCGUCUCACAAUUCAAAAAAUUCAGUUUUUUUAUGACACCGUAUGACUGCAACUUCGAUGUUGAUUUAAUUUCACGGUUAUCAAUUCUUGAAUUAAAUUUCAAACUAAGUUUUAAUCCUACAGAUGCAAUUUUAUCCUGAAAAAUGCAAAUAAAUUAGGCCAAGGAGUAAAUAUGACAUAGACUUACUGCCUAAUAUUGUAUUGUUCCAAAAUCAUAGUAGAGAAUAAUUUUUUGGCUUAGUUGAGAAUCACUAAAACAUUUGAUAAAUACUUUUAUUAUUUGAUGCAUAAAAUGUGUUUAACAAUCUUAAUUCAUUCCCUGUUAAUUUUCUAGUUUAAUUCCGUUUUAAUAUUUUAUUUUGACGAUGAUUUAUACGUUUACACUAACUAACAACAAGGUUUUAAAAAUACGUCUUUUUUAUGAAAGUUGUGCUCGCCAUUAAUGAUAGAAAAUAGUACUUUAACCUCUAUUUACUGACGAAGUUGCCAGGAUGCCAAAAAUAUUUUGCUUUGACUUUUUUACCGCUGAAUUUUCUAGAAAUUUUACCCCCCAAGCCUCGUUAAUUUUAGAGUAUUGUUCGCUUUACAUGUUUUUUUUGUUAUAAAUGGUUAACGUGUUUUUUGCUGUAAAUCAAAAUUAUAAAAGUAACGUCAAAGUGCUAAUUUUUCCUUUGAAAUAACUUUUUUAUUCAAUACUUCCAAAAUAUAUGCAUUAUCCUAAAACAAUUUUAGGCAAGGUUAACCCUUUAAGUUGCAAGUUAUAUGUUCUAGAAAUGUUUUAACUAAUAUUAUCGUAUUACGUAACCAAUGUAUCAGUCUAUCAGACUAAAAAGAACCUAAAAAGUACUUACUCUCCGAUCACAGUUGUGCAGUUAUGUAAUAUGUUUGCAAGCAAACUGUUGAGAUUUUUAACCGGUUUUAAUAACACUAAUGUCAGUUUAGGGGGAUGAAUUUUUAAUCAAAAAAAUAAUGGUGGUGUUGCAUACAAUUAAAACGUUUGGGAUAUGAACGGAAAUGAAAAUGCUUUAAAAAAUAUUUGAGAAAAUCCCUUUGAACUUUGUUUCCUAACUAAAUGACUUAAAAAGAACUGUCGAACUGCCAACUCCAGAAAAGUUUAAAUUUAACUGUUCACUGCCAACUAUAGUAAAUCUGCAGAACAAAGCCAGGAAAUAACUUUAUUCUGCAUUAAAUGAGAAAGGCUGUACAUAAAAUAAAAAUAUAAUUUAUGCCAAAGGCAUUGAGUUUUUGCCACAGACUAAAAUGUUCUCAUCCCUUUAU